UGUAUGGGUAGUUUUAAGUUAUUUGUAAAAAUAGGUGGAGGGUAGAUCUUUCAUCGAUCUUGUCGAAUUAAAUGGUUUUUGGUACGGUCGUGUUUCGCUGUUACUCCUGAAAUCCUGAACCUUACAGGGAUUCCCACAUCCUAGAUACGGACUUUUCAGUGGCGACGAUAAAGGAACUUACUCGCGAGUGUAAAGUAUUGUGGCGUAUAGCAAUAAAUCAGUGCUUGUUAAUAAUGACGACGGCGGUCGGCAAGAUCGGGCCGUUCGACUUGGAAAAGGACAGUUGGGAUUAUUACAUAGAUCGCUUGGAGCAAUCUUUUAUUGCAAAUGCAGUCGAAGAUAAUAAGAAAGUGGCGAUCUUGAUAACAGUGAUUGGCGGCGACGCGUAUGCUUUGAUGGCAAAUUUGUGUAUGCCGGUGAAACCAUCUACAAAGACUUUUAAAGACUUGGUGAAAAUUAUGACGGACCAUUUGCAGCCUAAACCUAGUUUAUUGGCAGAACGAUUUAAAUUUAGGCGACGGAUACAAAGUAGUGAUGAAAGUGUUGGUGAAUACGCGGCCGCGCUAAAAAAAUUGUCAAAGGAUUGUAAAUUCGUGGGCGAAAAUUUACAAGAAAACUUACGAGAUCAGUUCGUAUGUGGGUUAGCGCGAGACAGUAUACGGCAGCGGUUAUUUGCAGAAGAUGACAUUAAAUUCGACAAAGCAUUUAAUCUCGCAGUGACGUUGGAGAUGGCGGAAGCAGACGCAGCGCUGGUGGAGCAACGGAGCAACAGUCGGCGGGAGGGUUCCGGAGAAAAUACAGCGCCAGUACAUCAAAUAAGAAAUGCGGGGCGAGGGCGGGCCCAUGGGCGCGCGCCGAACGAUAGUACUUCGCGUAACUCGACGCACGGGGGCGCGGCUGGUCGCGGCGGCGGCGGCGGCGGUUCGAGCGGCAAACUACACGGCGGAGGCUGGCGGAUUAGAAACUCGGUUAUAGGCACUGAGAGCGCAAAAGAGUGUUGCCGGGUUUGCGGAAGUCAGCACGCGACAGAAAGUUGCAAGUUUAAAAUGUAUGUUUGUCGAGUCUGCAAUAAAGAAGGUCAUUUGAAACGCGUAUGCCCUAAUGUGAAAAGCAGCUCAGCAGGAGUACACCAUCUGGGCUCCAAGGACUUCCACAUGAACUCUUCCAGCGAUAGUGACGAGGUAAAUAAUUAUUCUAUGGACGCACAGCGUUUAAAAAAAUAUAAACCGUACUUUAUAAAGGUUUGUGUGAAUAGCAAGUCUUUAUUGAUGGAAAUUGAUACAGGUAGUGCGGUGACUUGUAUAAGUUUGGAGUAUUAUAAGAAAGUAUUUAGUAAUGUACCAAUGGAAAACAGUGAUUUAAAUUUAAUAUACUAUUCAGGCGAAGUAGUCACGCCGGAGGGUAAAAUUACACCUCUUGUCACUUAUGAGAAUAUAAGUAAAUACUUAGAGUUAUAUAUUGUACGCGGUGGUAAAACAAGUUUGUUGGGACGGCAAUGGUUAGUGGAACUAGGUAUUUUACCUCCUUUCAUACUGGUGCAUUGUAAUAAUAUUAAAUGCGAGCCAUUUAAUUUUGAUGUGUUCAGUUCUAGUUACCGAGACGUGUUCGGCGAUGGCCUGGGUCGGUUCACGGGCGGCACGGUGGGGUUCCGGCUGCGGCCGGACGCGCGGCCGGUAUUUCUGCGCGCGCGCCCCCUGGCGUACGCUCUGCGCGAGCCAGUGGAGCGCGCGCUGGAACAGCUGGUGCGCGACGGAGUACUCGAGCCCGUGCAAACAUCGGAGUGGGCUACGCCGAUCGUGCCGGUUAUGAAGAAGGACGGUACCAUUCGGGUAUGCGGUGAUUUUAAACUUACUUUAAAUAAAGGUCUCGAGGUCGAUCGUUUUCCAUUGCCCCGAGUGGACGACUUGCUCACUAAAUUACACGGAGGACAAAAAUUUACCAAAUUAGACUUGUCACAAGCGUAUGCCCAAUUUGAACUGGAUGAGGAAUCAAAAAAAUAUGCUGUGAUUAAUACACACAAGGGACUAUUCCGGUAUAAUAGGUUAAUUUACGGUCUAGCUUCUAGCCCAGGUAUUUUUCAGCGUAAACUUGAACAGCUGUUUGCCGACAUGCCGCGGGUCGGGGUAUUUUUAGAUGAUGUCAUUAUUACCGGGGUUAAUGACCAAGAACAUUUAACGACUCUGAUAGAAGUGUUUAAGCGACUGCAAAAAUAUGGCUUAAAAGUUAAAAAAAGUAAAUGUACAUUUUUUGCUGAUUCCGUCACGUAUCUAGGCUUCGUGAUAAGCAAGGAGGGCGUUCAUACGUGUCCGGAUAAACUGGAGGCUAUCGAAAAAGUGUCCGUGCCGCGUAAUACUACGGAGUUAAGAUCGUUUCUAGGACUAGUUAUGUAUUACGCGAAAUUUGUACCAAACAUUAGCUCAUUGCUGGCACCGUUAUACAAUCUUCUCAGAAAGGAUGUUAAAUAUUACUGGGACUCAUCGUGUGAGAAUGCGUUCAACCAGGUUAAAGGUAUGCUAAUGUCAAGUGAGGUACUGGCGCAUUAUUCACCAGAGCUGCAUCUAGUUUUGACCUGUGACGCUAGUAGUGUAGGCGUAGGAGCUGUAAUAUCACAUUUAAUACCAGAUGGUACCUCCGGUAACGGUACGGAGGGGGCACGGGAACGCCCGAUAGCUUAUGCGUCGCGCUCGCUUAACAAAGCGGAGCGCGGGUAUUCACAAAUAGAAAAGGAAGCGUUGGGUAUAAUUUUCGGAAUUAAGAAGUUCCAUCAAUACCUUUUUGGAAGGAAAUUUAUUUUAAGAACCGACCAUAAGCCGUUAGUAACCAUUUUCGGGGAUAAAGUUGGCAUUCCGGUAAUGGCGGCCAGUAGAAUGCAACGUUGGGCAGUGCUUCUAUCAGGUUAUGUCUACGAUAUUGAGUAUGUCCGCAGUGAAAAAAAUGCCGCCGAUGCCUUGUCUCGGUUGCCAACCGGUGAACAAGCAAGAGAUAAGAAGGAAGUUACAUACAUUAAUUUUAUUCAAAACUUCCUUCCUAUAACUAGGAAAAUAGUUAAAGAAAAUACGUUCAAGGACGUUACGCUGCAAAAAGUAGUACUGUAUUUACAAUCGGGAUGGCCAAAUCAGUAUAGUCACGACGAUUCUUUAAAACCGUACACCUCCCGUAAAACCGAGUUAUAUCUGGAUAGAGGGUGUGUAGUCUGGGGUUAUCGGUUAGUGAUACCUAAAGCAUUACAAGAUGCAAUUUUGUGUGAAUUACAUACUGGUCAUAUGGGAAUAGUGAAGAUGAAAAGUAUUGCGCGCAGUUAUGUAUGGUGGCCGGGAAUCGACGCGGAUAUAGAACGUAUAUGUCAUGAGUGUGCUACAUGCGCAGCAGAGGGGAUGGCACCCCCGCGUACUGCCCCGCAGCCGUGGCCAUACAUACCCGAACCUUGGUCAAGGUUACAUUUAGAUUUUUUGGGUCCUCUGGGAGGGAAAAUGUUAUGUAUAGACAAUGAGGGUAGACUUUGA
Molecule: messenger RNA, 3503 nt
Organism: Cydia splendana
Lineage: Eukaryota; Metazoa; Arthropoda; Insecta; Lepidoptera; Tortricidae
Exons: 1
Coding region: 234-3503 (1089 amino acids)
Molecular function (GO): nucleic acid binding; zinc ion binding
Source: RefSeq, a predicted model, not a curated record